GUUCCGGGGUGGCCGUGGCGGUGGCGGGGAGCCGGUGCGAUGGGCCAUCGCUAGAAGUGAUUGGGCAGCGGCUGCUGGCGAGACAGACCCUCCCGGGGUCCGAGGCGGGGAGGCGGGGUCGCGCGGCCCCUUCGGGAGUGGCUGCGCGUGGCGGGGCUGGCCGUUCGCCCCGAACCCCAACCCCGGACGGUGGAUCCGAAUGAAUGGGCGAACGGUGGACGACUGACUUGCGCUGGUCUUCUCCCGAGUGAGGCGUCGGCAGCGAGCAGCGGCGAAGGGACGGGAACAGAAUGAACCGGGCCAAGCCCACCACCGUCCGCAGGCCCAGCGCUGCGGCCAAGCCUUCGGGGCACCCUCCUCCAGGAGACUUCAUUGCUCUGGGCUCCAAGGGUCAGGCCACUGAAUCGAAAGCGGCAUCCACCCUGCUGAAGCCUGCCCCUUCCAGCCUGCCCUCGGAGCGCAAGCGGGAUGCUGCGGCUGCUCUGGCGGGCGCCUCGGCCCUGACCGGUCUCACCAAGCGCCCGAAACUCUCCUCCACACCCCCUCUGAGUGCCCUGGGACGCCUGGCUGAGGCCGCAGUGGCAGAGAAACGUGCUAUCUCUCCCUCGAUUAAGGAACCGUCUGUGGUCCCGAUUGAAGUCCCGCCUGCGGUGCUGCUGGACGAGAUCGAGGCGGCCGAGCUGGAGGGCAACGACGACAGGCUGGAGGGAGUGCUGUGCGGGGCCGUGAAGCAGCUGAAGGUCACGCGGGCCAAGCCGGACAGCACCCUGUACCUGAGCCUCAUGUACCUGGCCAAGAUCAAGCCCAACAUCUUCGCCACGGAGGGGGUCAUCGAGGCUCUGUGCAGCCUCCUGCGGCGGGACGCCUCCAUCAACUUCAAGGCCAAGGGGAACAGCCUGGUGUCUGUGCUGGCCUGCAGCCUCCUCAUGGCCGCGUACGAGGAGGAUGAGAACUGGCCCGAGAUCUUUGUCAAGGUGUACAUCGAAGACUCCCUGGGGGAGCGGAUCUGGGUGGACAGCCCGCACUGCAAGACCUUUGUGGACAACAUCCAGACGGCCUUUAACACCAAGAUGCCCCCCAAGAGCGUGCUCCUGCAGGGGGAGGCGGGGCGCAGCGGAGGGGAACUCAGUGCCGGGAGCAGCCCCCACCCCUCCCUCACCGAGGAGGAGGACAGCCAGACGGAGCUGCUGAUCGCGGAGGAGAAGCUCAGCCCCGAUCAGGAGGGCCAGCCCAUGCCCAGGCCUAGGUACGAGGAGCUGGCGGAGAGCGUGGAGGAGUACGUCCUCGACGUGCUGCGCGACCAGCUCACGCGGCGGCAGCCCAUUGACAACGUCUCGCGGAACCUGCUGCGGCUGCUCGCCUCCACGUGCGGCUACAAGGAGGUGCGGCUGAUGGCGGUGCAGAAGCUGGAGCUGUGGCUGCAGAACCCCAAGCUGACCCGGCCGGCCCAGGACCUGCUCAUGUCCGUGUGCAUGAACUGCGGCACGCACGGCCCCGAGGACAUGGACGUCAUCUCCCACCUGAUCAAGAUCCGCCUGAAGCCCAAGGUCCUGCUCAACCACUACAUGCUCUGCGUCAGGGAGCUGCUGAACGCGCACAAGGACAACCUGGGCACCACCAUCAAGUUCGUGAUCUUCAACGAGCUCUCCAACGCACGGAACCCCAACAACAUGCAGACGCUGUACGCCGUGCUGCAGCACAGCUCCGCACUGGCGCCCAAGUUCCUGGCCAUGGUGUUCCAGGACCUGCUGACCAACAAGGACGACUACCUGCGGGCCUCGCGGGCCCUGCUGCGCGAGAUCAUCAAGCAGACGAAGCACGAGAUCAACUUCCAGGCCUUCUGCCUGGGGCUCAUGCAGGAGCGCAAGGAGCCCCAGUACCUGGACAUGGAGUUCAAGGAGCGCUUCGUGGUGCACAUCACAGACGUGCUGGCCGUGUCCAUGAUGCUGGGCAUCACGGCCCAGGUGAAGGAGGCCGGCAUCGCCUGGGACAAAGGAGAGAAAAAGAACCUGGAGGUGCUGCGCUCCUUCCAGAACCAGAUCGCCGCAAUCCAGCGGGACGCCGUCUGGUGGCUGCACACCGUCGUCCCCUCCAUCAGCAAGCUGGCCCCCAAGGACUACGUGCACUGCCUUCACAAGGUGCUCUUCACAGAGCAGCCCGAGACCUACUACAAAUGGGACAACUGGCCACCCGAGAGUGACCGCAACUUCUUCCUCCGCCUCUGCUCAGAGGUUCCCAUCCUGGAGGACACGCUGAUGCGCAUCCUGGUCAUCGGGCUGUCACGGGAGCUUCCACUGGGCCCCGCCGAUGCCAUGGAGCUGGCCGACCACCUGGUGAAGCGGGCUGCAGCCGUGCAGGCCGACGACGUGGAAGUGCUGAAGGUGGAGAGGAUCCAGCUGAUCGACGCUGUUCUGAACCUGUGCACCUAUCAUCACCCGGAGAACAUCCAGCUCCCGCCUGGGUACCAGCCUCCGAACCUCGCCAUCUCCACCCUCUACUGGAAGGCGUGGCCCCUACUGCUGGUCGUCGCCGCGUUCAACCCAGAAAACAUUGGCCUGGCCGCCUGGGAGGAGUACCCCACACUGAAGAUGCUCAUGGAGAUGGUGAUGACCAACAAUUACUCGUACCCACCGUGCACCCUGACGGACGAGGAGACCCGGACUGAGAUGGUCACCCGAGAGCUGCAGGUCUCGCAGCGGGAGAAGCAGGAGAUCCUGGCGUUCGAGGGGCACCUGGCCGCUGCAUCCACCAAGCAGACCAUCACUGAGAGCAGCAGCCUGCUCCUGUCCCAGCUCACCAGCCUUGAGCCCCAAGGGCCGCCCCGGAGGCCUCCCCCUCACGUCCUGGAUCAGGUGAAAGGCCUCAACCAGUCCCUCCGCCUCGGGCACCUGCUGUGUCGGAGCCGGAACCCGGACUUCCUCCUCAACAUCAUCCAGAGGCAGGCUUCCUCCCAGUCCAUGCCCUGGCUGGCCGACCUGGUGCAGUCCAGCGAGGGCUCCCUGGACGUGCUGCCCGUGCAGUGCCUGUGCGAGUUCCUGCUGCACGACGCUGCCGACGAGCCCGCCUCCGGGGAGGAGGAGGAGGAGGGCGAGAGCAGAGAGCAGAAGGCCAAGAAGCGGCAGAGGCAGCAGAAGCAGCGGCAGCUGCUGGGCCGCCUGCAGGACCUGCUGCUGGGCCCCAGGGCCGACGAGCAGACCACGUGUGAGGUGCUGGACUACUUCCUGCGGCGCCUCGGCUCCUCCCAGGUGGCUUCCCGGGUGCUGGCCACGAAGGGCCUGUCCCUGGUGCUCUCGGAGGGCAGCCUGCGUGACGGGGAGGAGAAGGAGCCCCCCACGGAGGAGGACUCGGGCGACACGGACGCGCUGCAGGGCUACCAGUGGCUGCUGCGAGACCUGCCCAGGCUGCCUCUGUUCGACAGCGUCAGGACCACCACCGCCCUGGCGCUGCAGCAGGCCAUCCACAUGGAGACGGACCCGCAGACCAUCAGUGCCUACCUGGUCUACCUGUCCCAGCACACGCCCGUGGAGGAGCAGAGCCAGCACAGCGACCUGGCCCUGGACGUGGCCCGGCUCAUCGUGGAGCGCUCCACCAUCAUGUCCCACCUGUUCUCCAAGCGCUCCUGCAGCGCCGAGUCGGACGCCGUGCUGGCCGCCCUGCUCUCCAUCUUCUCCCGCUACGUGCAGCGCAUGCGCAAGAGCAAGGAGGGCGAGGAGGUCUACAGCUGGUCGGAGUCGCAAGACCAGGUCUUCCUGCGCUGGACUAGUGGGGAGACGGCCACCAUGCACAUCCUGGUGGUCCAUGCCAUGGUCAUCCUCCUGACGCUGGGGCCGCCCCGCGCUGGUGACGGCGAGUUCCAGGCGCUGCUGGACAUCUGGUUCCCAGAGAAGAAGCCCCUGCCCACGGCCUUCUUGGUGGACACGUCGGAAGAGGCGCUGCUGCUGCCCGACUGGCUGAAGCUGCGCAUGAUCCGCUCGGAGGUCCCGCGCCUCGUGGACGCUGGUACGACCCGGGCGCGGCUCGAGGGGGAGGACCAGGCCUUGCCCCUGCUGUGGGCCUGGUGUGUGUUCUUCCCUCGCCUGGUGGACGCUGCCCUGCAGGACCUGGAGCCCCAGCAGCUGCUGCUGUUCGUGCAGUCCUUCGGCAUCCCGGUGUCCAGCAUGAGCAAACUUCUCCAGUAUCUGGACCAGGCGGUGGCCCACGACCCCCAGAGCCUGGAGCAGAACAUCAUGGACAAGAAUUACAUGGCUCACCUGGUCGAGGUCCAGCACGAGCGAGGGGCGUCCGGAGGCCAGACUUUCCACUCCCUGCUCACAGCCUCCCUGCCCGCCCGGCGAGACAGCACGGAGGCGCCGAAACCCAAAAGCAGCCCAGAGCAGCCACCGGGCCAGGGCAGGCCCCGGGCCGUGACACAGGUGCGGGUUCUGGGCCCCGAGGAAGACCUGGCCAGCAUGCUCCUGCAGAUCUUCCCGCUGAGCCCCAGCCCGCGGUGGCAGAGCUCCAGUGCGCGCCCUGUAGCCCUGGCGCUGCAGCAGGCCCUGGGCCGGGAGCUGGCGCGAGUCCGCCAGGGGAGCCCCGAGGUGCCAGGCGUCGCGGUGCGCCUCCUGCAGGCCCUCGCCACCCUGCUGAACUCCCCGCACGGCGGCGCCCUGGUCAUGGUCAUGCACCAGAACCACUUCCUCGCCUGCCCUCUGAUGCGCCAGCUCUGCCAGUACCAGCGCUGUGUGCCCCAGGACACCGGCUUCUCGUCGCGCUUCCUCAAAGUGCUCGUGCAGACCCUGCAGUGGCUGGACAGCCCCGCCGUGGAGGCCGGGCCUCUGCAGGCCCAGCUCAAGCUGUUUGCCGCCCAGUACUCAGCACGGCGCCGGAUCAGCGAUGUGCGGAGCGGGUUCCUGCACCUGGCAGAGGCCCUGACGUUCCGCGGGGACCCGGAAGUGGUCAGCUCCACCAUCCGCGCCAUCGCGGCCACCCUCAAGUCUGGGGAGGGGUGUGACGUGGAGCCCGAGCUUAUCAGCAAAGUCCUCCGGGGUCUGGUUGCCGUGAGGUCGCCUCACCUGGAGGAGCUGCUGGCCGCGAUCUUCUCCGCUGCCUCCGCCUUCCCGGCCUCGGGGCCCGUGUCCGUGGUGAGCUCACUGCUGCUGCAGGAGAAGGGGGAGCCCCCGGCCCUGGGGAAGCAGGACUCUGACGGCUGCAGCCUGGAGGCUGUGUGGCUGGGACCCUGCUCGGGGCUCCUUGUCGACUGGCUGGAGAUGCUGGACCCCGAGGUGAUCAGCAGCUGCCCUGACCUGCAGCAGCGGCUGCUGUUCUCCCAGAGCAGCAAGGGCAAAGGCCAUCCUGGCCCGCAGGUGCCGUCUUUCCGACCCUACCUCUUAGCCCUGCUCACGCACCAGUCCAACUGGUCCACGCUGCACCAGUGUAUCCACAUUCUGCUGGGCAAGAACCGGGAGCAGAGGUUCGACCCCUCGGCCUCCCUGGACUUCCUCUGGGCCUGCAUCCACAUGCCUCGCAUCUGGCAGGGCAGGGACCAGCGCACCCCUCAGAAGCGGCGGGAGGAGUUGGUGCUGCGCGUCCAGGCCCCGGAGCUCAUCGGCCUGGCGGAGCUGAUCCUGGCGGAGGCAGAGGCCAGGAGCCAGGACGGGGACGCCAGCGCCUGCAGCCUUCUCCAGGCCCGGCUGCCCCUGCUGCUCAGCUGCUGCCGCGGUGACGAUGAGGGCGUCAGGAAGGUGACGGCGCACCUGACGAGCUGCAUCCCGCAGUGGGCUGACAGCGUGCUGGGCAGGCGUUGCCGAGACCUGCUCGUGCACCUCUACCUGCAGCGGCCAGACCUCCGGGUGCCUGUGCCUGACGUCCUGCUGCACAGCGAAGGGGCCGCCGGCAGCAGCGUCUGCAAGCUGGACGGCCUCAUUCACCGCUUCGUCACCCUCCUCGCGGACACCAGUGACUCCCGGGCGGCCGAGAACCGAGUGGCCGAUGCCAACGUGGCCUGUCGGAAGCUGGCUGUGGCCCACCCCAUCCUGUUGCUCAGGCACCUGCCCAUGAUCGCCGCCCUCCUGCACGGCCGCAGCCACCUCAACUUCCAGGAGUUCCGGCAGCAGAGCCACCUGACCUUCUUCCUGCACGUGCUGGGCAUCCUGGAGCUGCUGCAGCCGCACGUGUUCCAGAGCGAGCACCAGGGGGCGCUAUGGGACUGCCUGCUCUCCUUUCUCCGCCUGCUGCUGAACUACAGGAAGUCCUCCCGCCACCUGGCCCCCUUCAUCAGCAAGUUCGUGCAGUUCACCCACAAGUACAUCACCUGCAAUGCCCCGGCCGCCAUCGCCUUCCUGCAGAAACACUCCGACGCGCUCCAUGACCUGUCCUUUGACAGCAGUGACCUGGUGAUGCUCAAGUCGCUCCUGGCGGGGCUGAGCCUUCCCAGCAGGGACGGCAGGGCCGACCGCGGCCUGGACGAAGAGGGCGAGGACGAGGGCUCGGCUGGCCCCCUGCCUCUGGUCAGCGUCUCCCUCUUCACCCCUCUGACCGCAGCUGAAGUGGCCCCCUAUGUGAAGAGGCUUUCCCGGGGCCAGACGGUCGAGGAUCUGUUGGAGGUUCUGAGCGAUGUGGACGAGAUGUCCCGGCGGAGACCCGAGAUCCUGGGCUUCUUCUCGACCAGUCUGCAGCGGCUGAUGAGCUCAGCUGAGGAGUCCUGCCGCAGCCUGGCCUUCAGCCUGGCCCUGCGCUCCAUCCAGAGCAACCCCAGCAUCGCAGCCGACUUCCUGCCCACGUUCAUGUACUGCCUGGGCAGCCGGGACUUCGAAGUAGCGCAGACGGCCCUCCGGAACCUGCCGGAGUACACCCUCCUCUGCCAGGAGCAUGCAGCCGUGCUGCUGCACCGGGCCUUCCUGGUGGGCAUGUACGGCCAGAUGGACACCAGCGCCCAGAUCUCUGAGGCCCUGAGGAUCCUGCACAUGGAGGCUGUGAUGUGAGCCGGGUCCACUGGUGGUCUCCUCCGGGAGCACCAAGGCAGGCAGGGCCAGUACUCAGAGCCCACGCCCAGCCACCCCGGCCAGCAGUGUGGGCGCCGUCUGCCCCGGAAGCUGUCCCACCUGCGGAGUGACGGGGGGCACAGCCCAGCUGGGAGGGGAUGCUGACAUCCUAGCGAGUCGAGGCGAGGGGCUGGGUUCAAAUGAAACGUUUUGAACUCCGCGA
Molecule: messenger RNA, 7182 nt
Organism: Lagenorhynchus albirostris (white-beaked dolphin)
Lineage: Eukaryota; Metazoa; Chordata; Mammalia; Artiodactyla; Delphinidae
Gene: INTS1
Product: integrator complex subunit 1
Exons: 47
Coding region: 291-6959 (2222 amino acids)
Biological process (GO): U2 snRNA 3'-end processing
Cellular component (GO): integrator complex
Source: RefSeq, a predicted model, not a curated record